AUGACAAGCCAUCCAGAUUUACAGGACACAGAGGCUGCGGGCCUGCUGAUGCUCUUUUCGCACCAGUCGCAGCGGCUUAGUGCUGGCGCCUUUGAGGAGACGCAGCCGUCGCUGUCUCCCGUGCCGGAAGCCCCCACGCAGGGCAAACAGAGCCCGUCGGUGCGGCAGAUUGAUCAGGGCGUCGUGACGUCUCCUGGUCCUGCUGCGGCCGCUCUUGCUAGUGGAUCGUCCAACAACAAGGCAAUCGUUGCUGCAGCCGCCCUUGCAGCCGCUGCGGCGACGCCGUUGCCCCUGCUGACCAGAGAUAAAGAGGAAGACAAGCCAGACAAAGACCAAAAGGAGGAGGAGAAACGGUCCGACUCCGUUGUUUCGUACGCUGUCGACCCAGACAGCGGCGUGAUUGGCUGUGUGUGUGGGUACGAGCACGAUGACGGGUUCACGAUCCAGUGCGACCGCUGUUUCCGCUGGCAGCACGCCGUCUGUAUGGGCAUUGACGACAUCGACGACGUGCCGGAGACAUAUCUGUGCUACUUGUGCGAUCCAAGUCUUGUGGUGAACGCGGACAAGGCGCGCCAGCUGCAAUCGGUGAGAGUGCAACCGAAACGGCGUCGUUCGGGUAACGACGCGCAGGCCGAGGCCGGCCAAGGACGCAAGGAGCUGGUGGACUCGAAACCGCCGAGCUCGCGGUCCAAAAAACAAAAAACGGCCUCUGUAGAGGCCGGUGACGAGGAAGAGGCCACCGGAGAGAUCGUGGAGCGGUACCAGACGCUGUAUGUGGAAAUCGACAGUUUCGAGUACAAAUCAGGGGAGGCCAAGACGUUGGUGAAAAAGUUGGCGAACCUGCUGUUGCAGAAGGAUGGCGAGGUGCUGGAGUUCAAAGACGAACGGGAGUUUGCAGGCAAACUGCUAGACAAGUCGAAGUUGGAGGUGAGGUCGAUUACAGAGAACGCGAAGGCGCGAUUUAACGGAUUAUCGAAACUAUACCUAAGCACGACCGUGGACGUGCGCCCUAACCAGUUGCUGAGCGAGAUCGUCGGCGAGAUUGACUUAAAGGACAACUAUAUUGGCGAGAGGUGGAACCAGUACUGGCUGCUGGGCUGUGCGAAACCAAAGACGUUUUUCCAUCCGCAGCUCCCGCUGGUGGUUGACCAGAGAGGACUGGGAAACGUGACGAGGUUUGUGCGCAAGUCGUGUUUCCCUAACUGCGAGGUGCGGUCGGUGGUAGUUGGAAACAAGCUGCGGUUUGUGCUUGCGGCGACGAAGAGGAUCGAGAGCGAGUCUGAGCUGACUGUGCCAUGGGAGUGGGACGCUGCGCACCCGAUCCGCAAGUUGAGAGACGCGUCGAUCGACGCCCUUUCGCACGAGGAGCAGGCCAAGCUCGUGGCGUCUGUGCAGGCGGUGCUGGACCUCACGGAGUGCGGGUGCGCGUCCGGAGACUGUUUGUUGGCGAAAGUGAGGAAAUUGGGCGCUGGUUCGCAACGGCAGAGCAGGAAAAACGUGCCAGAGCUGGAACAGACGUACGAGCCGUACGACUCGCGCGCGUUGCACAGAGAUAGAGUGAUUCUGGAAUCGCUGGGCAGGCCGUUGGAGGACGAAACGCAGAUCAAGUUCGAGUCUGCCAGUCCCGCGCCUUUGGACCCGCUGGUCCUGCCACCGAAAUACCAAAUCAUCAAAAAAUAUUUGCAGGAACCAAAAACCGCGCCAUUGGAAGCGUCCGACAAGCUGUACGUGCCGGUGCCGGUGGCUGUCAAGGAACGGACCAAGGUGGAGGUGGUGGAAGCCAAAGAGGAGGAGAAGCCCAAGGUGGUGAAGAAGUUCAGCCUGGCAGACUAUAAGAAGAAGUCGAAGGGCGAGAAGCUUGUGAAGUAAUAUGUUGCGCUCUACAUAUGCAUUUGCUAAUUUAGUAAACUUUUGAUGCUGAUUCCCGUGGACGGGCGCCACUUGGGCGUGAGGACCACCUCUGGGAUCUCGCUCGUGGGCGUCGGUCUUGUGCGUUCCAUGGUAUAUUCUCGCUCUCUGAUGGUGGGGGAGCUGAGUGGCGAGAGCGGCAGAAAAGGGAUGUGUUCCUGGCUCUGAGGCUUGCGUUUGCGCUUGCACCUGGCGAUCUCGUCCUUGUCGGGAUACACGCACGUGAGCAUGUUGCGCACACAGCCAGAACAGGCCGGCUUCUUCUCGUCGCACUUCUUCUUUCUUCUUCGACAGCAGAAACAGCCCGUCUUUGUUCGUGUGAUUUUUUUUUUCCGCUCCGCACCGCAGUUUUGGGGAGCGAGCGUAGGCGACGCUUCGGGACUCGAAGCUGGCGGCGUGACAGUAACGUGGGACUCGCGCGUCGUGAGCUUGAGCACCUUCUGGUACUCUCUGUAGUUGGCCAUGGGUAAAGGAAUGAAAAUUUGCGUGGGC
Ogataea polymorpha is the source of this 2400-nucleotide messenger RNA. RefSeq lists its product as uncharacterized. The record is from RefSeq and is a predicted model, not a curated record. NCBI's taxonomy places the organism in Eukaryota, Fungi, Ascomycota, Pichiomycetes, Pichiales, Pichiaceae. Bases 1 to 1869 code for a protein of 622 amino acids. Gene Ontology annotation, molecular function: protein binding. The transcript has a single exon.